AUGAAGGCUACAAUAGCUUUCAGUACACUCUACAUGAAGGCUACAACAGACUUCAGUACACUCUACAUCAAGGCUACAACAGACUUCAGUACACUCUACAUCAAGGCUACAGCAGACUUCAGUACACUCUACAUCAAGGGCUACAACAGACUUCAGUACACUCUACAUGAAGGCUACAACAGACUUCAGUACACUCUACAUCAAGGCUACAACAGACUUCAGUACACUCUACAUGAAGGCUACAACAGACUUCAGUACACUCUACAUGAAGGCUACAACAGACUUCAGUACACUCUACAUCAAGGCUACAACAGACUUCAAUACACUCUACAUCAAGGCUACAACAGACUUCAGUACACUCUACAUCAAGGCUACAACAGACUUCAGUACACUCUACAUCAAGGCUACAACAGACUUCAGUACACUCUACAUCAAGGCUACAACAGACUUCAGUACACUCUACAUCAAGGCUACAACAGACUUCAGUACACUCUACAUCAAGGCUACAACAGACUUCAGUACACUCUACAUCAAGGCUACAACAGACUUCAGUACACUCUACAUCAAGGCUACAACAGACUUCAGUACACUCUACAUCAAGGCUACAACAGACUUCAGUACACUCUACAUCCAGGUAAAACAGACUUCAGUACACUCUACAGACUUCAGUACACUCUACAUCAAGGCUACAACAGACUUCAGUACACUCUUCAUGAAGGCUCAGACUUCAGGCUACACUCUACAUCAAUAGACUUCAAUACACUCUACAUCAAGGCUACUACAUCAAGGCAGUACACUCUACAUCAAGUACACUCUACAUCAAGGCUACAACAGACUUCAGUACACUCUACAUCAAGGCUUCAACAGAUUUCAGUACACUCUACAUCAAUGCUACAACAGUGCACUCUACAUCAAGGCUACAACAACAGACUACAUCAAGGCUACACUUUACAUCAAGGCUACAACAGACUUCAGUACGCUCUACAUCAAGGCUACAACAGACUUCAGUACACUCUACAUGAAGGCUACAACAGACUUCAGUACACUACAUCAAGGCUACAACAGACUUCAGUACACUCUACAUGA
This is a messenger RNA of Saccostrea cuccullata (small rock oyster), 1086 nucleotides long. Its product is annotated as dynein heavy chain-like. The record is from RefSeq and is a predicted model, not a curated record. The transcript has a single exon. NCBI's taxonomy places the organism in Eukaryota, Metazoa, Mollusca, Bivalvia, Ostreida, Ostreidae. The coding region runs from base 1 to 1086 and encodes 361 amino acids.